AUUGUUUAUUUCUGAGGUUACGCGUGUGCCCAGAUAGGAAGUAACUUUGGUUGUUUAUGAACUACGGACUCAGAUAUUACAAUUCAGAUGGCUACCAAAACAUGUUUGUUACGUGGUACAUGUGAUUUUAGAAAAUGGCAAAUCAAGAUUCCUUACAAGAUUAUUCAGAAGCUAUAAAAAGACUAAGAAGACAAUGCAUACAUUCGGGCAUGAGCGAAGAAGAAUUCCGGAAAAUGUAUUUUGAAUCUUUGAAUUCUCUAGAUACAUUAGAAGUACCCAGAAAUCAGAACCAUAGACGACUAAACACGAAGCAUCGAGUGUUACUCCUUGGGAUUGUUAUUACUGUGUGUUGUAUGUACAAUUUUAAAACUAUUUACAGUUGUUUAGUGUGUAACCUACAAGACUAUGUUUACCCUGGGUUACGUGUGUUAAGAAAGUUAUCUAUUCCGUUUAUAUCACUAUUUCCUUCACUGACUGGUAUCUUUUUUCCAGAUUUGUAUCAUGAAUCUUGUCUUAUACAAAAUCCUUUCUUCACAAUUGUCGACAUGGAUUGCUGGCCUUGCAGUACUGUAAAUAAUGUGAGACAAAUCUAUGAUCCUAAACCAGUUAACCAACAACACACAGGUCCUUUUAUUUAUGAGACUGAACAGCAAGUGAUAGAUCUUGAAACACUAAGAGACCUAUAUUUAAAAAAUAAAGCUAUAUUUGAUAAAGAAUCUCCUAAAAUUCUGGUAAAUAACAAAUACUAUGUACAACCACAGGAAAUAUUCCAGAAAGAACAUAAGGAGGAUAGGAAUACUUAUGUUUGGAGAUUUAACAAUAUGAAUAUGGCACGGUUGCUUCGGCAAGUAAUACUCAGACCAAAAGUUGUGCCCAAAUUUGGACAAAGCACUGAACGGUUCCUCAUUAUGGUUUCAAAUCAAGAAUCAUUCCAGAUACCAGACACUGAAUGCAACUUCUCAUUUCUGUUAUCACUGAGUGGUACAGCAGUGGUCAAUUUGAUACCAGCUGAAGAGUGCAAACAUCAGUGCAAAUCUUUAAAAGUUGAAGUAAAAGAAACUUAUUUAUUGUGGUACAACUGGUGGUACUGGAGACCUGUGAUACAACCCUCAAAUGUUAAUUCUACCCUAAUAGCACAUGUUGGGUCCUAUUGUUAAUAAUGAGAAGACAAAACACUAGAAUGGAAUGUAUAAACAACAAUUUAUUAACAUAAAAUCAAUUCACUCUAAAUAAAUUAGCUAAAACCCAAGAA
This is a messenger RNA of Pectinophora gossypiella (pink bollworm), 1252 nucleotides long. RefSeq lists its product as uncharacterized. The transcript has 6 exons. The record is from RefSeq and is a predicted model, not a curated record. Bases 135 to 1157 code for a protein of 340 amino acids. NCBI's taxonomy places the organism in Eukaryota, Metazoa, Arthropoda, Insecta, Lepidoptera, Gelechiidae.